AUGCAGUUCCUGGAUAAACUCGGACCUGUUCACUACCCCCAGGAUCACCAUGGGGACAACCAAGGACACACCGAUAUGGAGGCUGAUAUGCCUGGAGUGAAUGCUUCACACAAUGACCAGGUCUGCAGCACAUGGGGUAACUACCAUUUCAAGACCUUCGACGGGGACUUUUUCCAGCUCCCCUCCACCUGCAACCAUGUUGUGACCUCACUGUGUAAGAGCAGCUAUGAGGCUUUCAACAUCCAGAUGAGGCGGCAGGUGGUGGACAACCAGCCCACCAUUAGCAAGAUCACCAUGAAGCUGGAUGGUGUAGUGGUGGAGCUUUCCAAGGGUGGUGUUGUGGUCAAUGGGCAGACGGUGACCCUGCCGUUCAGCUUGUCUGGAGUCAGCAUCGUGAAGACUACAUCCAAUGUGAAGGUCGUAGCCAAACUGGGGCUGGUUGCUGUUUGGAACAAGGAUGACUCCCUAAUGAUUGAAAUGAACGAGAAAUACAGAAACCAGACCUGCGGACUGUGUGGUGACUUCAAUGAAGUCCAAACAUAUAGCGAGUUCAUCAUCAAUGGUGGGGAACUCUCUAGCUCGGACUAUGGAAACCUCUGGAAACUGGAUGGCCCUCUGGAAGUCUGUGAGGAGCCUACGCUAACUUCUGUGGAGAGCUGUGGAGAUGAGGAAUUUUGUCAGCAGCUGUUCUCCAGUGCAGCUUUCAGUAGCUGCACUAAUUAUCUGGACAUGGACGCCUUCAUCAAGACCUGCCUUGCAGACCUGUGCCACUGUGAUAACAGCACCAACUCCUUCUGCCUGUGCAACACCAUCUCAGAGUACUCCCGUCAGUGUGUUCAUGCAGGGGGGAAGCCCCAGCAAUGGAGGACUGAACAGUUCUGCUAUAAGACAUGUCCCUUCAACAUGGAGCACCAGGAGUGUGGAAGCCCCUGUGUUGACACCUGCUCCAACCCAGAGGCCAGCCAGUUGUGUGAAGACCACUGUACAGACGGCUGCUUCUGUCCUCUAGGUACUGUUUUUGAUGAUGUCAGCAACAGUGGCUGUAUUCCAUUGAGUGAAUGCCUCUGUGUCCACAAUGGACAAGUAUACAAAUCUGGAGAAUCUUACACCAGCAACUGUAAAGAAUGCACCUGUGCUGGUGGUCAGUGGGCCUGUACAGACAAGGACUGUCCUGGGACCUGCUCUGUGGAGGGAGGAUCCCACAUCAACACCUAUGAUGGGAAAGCCUACACCUUCCAUGGGGACUGCUCUUACAUUCUGACCAAGCAAUGCAAUGGAUCUGAAUUCACCGUGCUGGGAGACAUUGUGAAGUGUGGGUUGACUGACACUCAGACCUGUAUGAGGGCUGUUACCCUUGCCCUCUCCAGCAGAUCCACCGUGAUCCAAGUCCAGUCAAGUGGAAGUGUUCUUGUAAAUCAGAUUCUUUCUCAGCUCCCACUCUAUACAGCUGAAGUGACCAUCUUCAAGCCCUCCUCAUUCUACAUUGUUAUCCAGACAACUCUUGGAAUUCAACUUCAGAUCCAGCUUUCACCAGUUAUGCAGAUCUACAUAACUGCCAUCUCAUCCUACAAAGGAACAACCUGUGGCCUUUGCGGAAACUACAAUGACGUUCAGGCAGAUGAGUUCAGAGUCAUCAGUGGAUUGGUGGAGGGCACAGCUGUAGCUUUUGCCAACACAUGGAAGACCAUGGCCAGCUGCCCUGAUGUCAAGACUAGCUUUGAGAACCCCUGCAGUUUGAGCAUCGAAAACGAGAAAUACGCCCAGCACUGGUGUUCCAUGUUAUCAGAUCCUAAAGGAGUGUUCUCCCCUUGCCAUUCUGAAAUAAGACCUGACACCUACAAAACCAACUGCAUGUAUGACAGCUGUAACUGUGAGAAGAGCGAGGACUGCAUGUGUGCUGCCGUCUCCUCUUAUGUCCACGCUUGUGCUGCCGAGGGUAUCCAGCUCAGCGGCUGGAGAGACACUAUCUGCAAUAAAUUCGCCGCCUGUCCCAGACAAACAGUUUAUACCUACAACAUGACCAGCUGUGGACGCACCUGCCGCUCCCUGAGCAUGACAGACCAAUCUUGCCAGGUGAAUUUUGUUCCAGUGGACGGCUGUGGCUGUGCAGAGGGCACCUACAUGGACGAGGCUGGCCAGUGUGUUGCCCCCACCAACUGUCCCUGCUAUGACAAGGGCUCAGUGGUCCCUGCAGGAGAGACUAUCAGCAGAGACGGUGCCACCUGUACUUGCAGACAAGGGACACUGAGCUGCACUGGGGGAGCAAGAUCAUUCAUAUGCACAGUGCCAAUGGUUUUCUUCAACUGCUCAACUGCACCUCCAGGAGCUUCAGGUUCAGAGUGUCAGAAGAGCUGCAAAACUCUGGACAUGACCUGUAUCAGCACAGAGUGCACAUCAGGUUGUAUGUGCCCCACCGGACUGGUGUCUGAUGGGAACAGAGACUGCAUCAAGGAGGAACUUUGUCCUUGUUCUCACAAUGGAGCUACUUACCAAGCUGGAGAGACUCUUAAGGUUGACUGCAAUACAUGUACUUGCAAGGACAGACAAUGGCAGUGUACCACACAUCUUUGUGAUGGAGUUUGUGCAAUCUACGGAGAGGGUCACUAUAUCACCUUUGAUGAGAAAAGGUUCAACUUUAAUGGAAACUGUGAAUACACUCUCAUUCAGGACUACUGUGGCAAUACUAAUGGCAGUGGCAGCUUCAGAGUCCUCACUGAGAACGUUCCUUGUGGAACUAAAGGCACCACCUGCUCCAAGACCAUCAAACUCUUCCUGGGGACCAGUGAGCUCAUAUUGGCAGAUGGGACCGCUCAAGUUGUCAGAAGUACUCCAGAAGAGCAGUUUCCUAAACAGAUCAGCCUUCUGGGGAAUUAUCUGGUCAUUGAAGUCAAAAGUGGUCUAAUCCUCAUGUGGGACAAGAAGACCAGUCUCUUUAUCAAGCUUAGCCCACAAUACCAGGGGCAAGUGUGUGGUCUGUGUGGAAACUAUGAUGGCAACGCAAACAAUGACUUCACCACUAGAGCCCAGGCGACAGUUGUUGAUCCAGUGGAAUUUGGAAACAGCUGGAAAGUUUCAUCAAGCUGCCCAAGUGUGUCUGCUGUAGUGCACCCAUGUGCCUCCAACCCGUACAGAGCGUCUUGGGCCCAGAAACAGUGCAGCAUCAUUAACAGUGAUGUCUUCGCAGCCUGCCAGAACCAGGUGGACCCCUCUCCUUACUACGAUGCUUGUGUGAGAGACUCAUGUGCUUGUGACAGUGGUGGAGACUGUGAGUGCUUCUGUACCGCAGUGGCAGCUUAUGCAAAGGCCUGCAAUGAAGCUGGAGCAUGCGUAGCCUGGAGAACCCCUCGAAUUUGCCCACUGUUCUGUGAUUACUACAACCCCACUGGAGAAUGUGAGUGGCACUACAAGGCAUGUGGAGCUCAGUGUAUGAAGACCUGCAGAAACCCUUCUGGAGACUGUUCUAGUUUAAUUCCAGCAUUGGAAGGCUGCUAUCCUAACUGUCCUGCGGCACAACCUUACUUCAAUGAGGAGACAAUGAAGUGUGUGGAGAGGGAACAAUGUGGCUGUUAUGACUAUGAAGGAAACCAGUACACCAAUGGACAGAAUCUUCCGGCACAAAACUGUGAAACAUGCACCUGCACAAUGACUGGAGUGAGUUGUAGUUAUGAUGUAAAUGAUUGUACAUGCUUGUAUAAUGGUAAACAACACCCGUAUGGAGAAACCCUCUACAACACAACAGAUGGGAUUGGUAACUGCAUUGUUGCUGUUUGUGCCGAGAACGGAACCAUUACCAGGAACAUUUCCCCUUGUCAAGUGACCACAACUCCAGUACCAACCACAACUUCCCCUCUGACCACAACAACUGUCCAUGCAACAACCACACUAAAACCCACAACUGUCUUCCACUUCACAACACCUGAACCAACUUCAACUUGGUCUUCUACAACAAUGGAGAUGACACCUAAAAUCACCACAAGUUCAUCAUUAAAUCCUUCAACUACAUCAUCAGGAUCAAGUACAGUCACAAUUCCCAAACCGACAACUUUAACUACAACAACUAUGGUACCCACAACAAGUGGAGAAGUAGCAACAAAGGAAGAAACCACAACUGAGACUAUCACAUCUACAAAGCCACCUAAAUUAGUCACCACUGGUAUGGCAACAACGACAUCACAUGUCACCACAAAACCAUCAGUAACUUCAAUUGCGCCAAUUACAAAAACACUACCUCACCUUACAGGUACAUUGUGGCCUUUAACAUCAACAACACAGCCCUCAACAACAACAGAAUCAGUCUUCACAGGUGGAAAAUUGACAACAGAGCCACACUCCCAAAUUACCAAUACAAACAUCCGGGAUAUUCACACACACCACAAAAACACAACAGAGAAUAUUCCAUCUACAUCCACAAAGCCACCUAAAGAAUUCACCACUGGCCCAACAACCACUUCCACCACUGUAAUUGUUGAAACCUCUACCUCAACACCACAGCCCACAUCAACAGGUGAAGAAACAACAGGGCCAGUUGGCAUUACUUCCAAUCCCACGACUUCAACAACAACAACAAAGGCACCCACCACAAAUACAGAGGAAAUUACACCUACCACAGCUGGAACUUCAACAGUUGAAGAAACCACAAUGGAGUCUAUUCCAUCUACAUCCACAAGGCAACCUAAAGAAUUCACCACUGGCCCAACAACCACUUCCACCACUGUAAUUGUUGAAACCUCUACCUCAACACCACAGCCCACAUCAACAGGUGAAGAAACAACAGGGCCAGUUGGCAUUACUUCCAAUCCCACGACUUCAACAACAACAACAAAGGCACCCACCACAAAUACAGAGGAAAUUACACCUACCACAGGUGGAACUACAACAGUUGAAGGAACCACAACGGAGUCUAUUCCAUCUACAUCCACAAAGCCACCUAAAGAAUUCACCACUGGCCCAACAACCACUUCCACCACUCCCACAUCAACAGGUGAAGAAACAACAGGGCCAGUUGGCAUUACUUCCAAUCCCACGACUUCAACAACAACAACAAAGGCACCCACCACAAAUACAGAGGAAAUUACACCUACCACAGCUGGAACUUCAACAGUUGAAGAAACCACAAUGGAGUCUAUUCCAUCUACAUCCACAAGGCAACCUAAAGAAUUCACCACUGGCCCAACAACCACUUCCACCACUGUAAUUGUUGAAACCUCUACCUCAACACCACAGCCCACAUCAACAGGUGAAGAAACAACAGGGCCAGUUGGCAUUACUUCCAAUCCCACGACUUCAACAACAACAACAAAGGCACCCACCACAAAUACAGAGGAAAUUACACCUACCACAGGUGGAACUACAACAGUUGAAGGAACCACAACGGAGUCUAUUCCAUCUACAUCCACAAAGCCACCUAAAGAAUUCACCACUGGCCCAACAACCACUUCCACCACUGUAAUUGUUGAAACCUCUACCUCAACACCACAGCCCACAUCAACAGGUGAAGAAACAACAGGGCCAGUUGGCAUUACUUCCAAUCCCACAACUUCAACCACAACAACUGCAGAGGUAAUUACACCUACCACAGGUGGAACUACAAAAGCUGAAGAAACCACAACGGAGUCUAUUCCAUCUACAUCCACAAAGCCACCUAAAGAAUUCACCACUGGCCCAACAACCACUUCCACCACUGUAAUUGUUGAAACCUCUACCUCAGCACCACAGCCCACAUCAACAGGUGAAGAAACAACAGGGCCAGUUGGCAUUACUUCCAAUCCCACGACUUCAACGAAAACAACUGAAGAGGUAAUUACACCUACCACAGGUGGAACUACAAAAGUUGAAGAAACCACAACGGAGUCUAUUCCAUCUACAUCCACAAAGCCACCUAAAGAAUUCACCACUGGCCCAACAACCACUUCCACCACUGUAAUUGUUGAAACCUCUACCUCAACACCACAGCCCACAUCAACAGGUGAAGAAACAACAGGGCCAGUUGGCAUUACUUCCAAUCCCACGACUUCAACGAAAACAACUGCAGAGGUAAUUACACCUACCACAGGUGGAACUACAAAAGUUGAAGAAAACACAACGGAGACUAUUCCAUCUACAUCCACAAAGCCACCUAAAGAAUUCACCACUGGCCCAACAACCACUUCCACCACUGUAAUUGUUGAAACCUCUACCUCAACACCACAGCCCACAUCAACAGGUGAAGAAACAACAGGGCCAGUUGGCAUUACUUCCAAUCCCACGACUUCAACGAAAACAACUGAAGAGGUAAUUACACCUACCACAGGUGGAACUACAAAAGUUGAAGAAAACACAACGGAGACUAUUCCAUCUACAUCCACAAAGCCACCUAAAGAAUUCACCACUGGCCCAACAACCACUUCCACCACUGUAAUUGUUGAAACCUCUACCUCAACAGCACAGCCCACAUCAACAGGUGAAGAAACAACAGGGCCAGUUGGCAUUACUUCCAAUCCCACGACUUCAACGAAAACGACUGAAGAGGUAAUUACACCUACCACAGGUGGAACUACAAAAGUUGAAGAAAACACAACGGAGACUAUUCCAUCUACAUCCACAAAGCCACCUAAAGAAUUCACCACUGGCCCAACAACCACUUCCACCACUGUAAUUGUUGAAACCUCUACCUCAACACCACAGCCCACAUCAACAGGUGAAGAAACAACAGGGCCAGUUGGCAUUACUUCCAAUCCCACGACUUCAACAACAACAACAAAGUCACCCACCACAAAUACAGUGGAAAUUACACCUACCACAGGUGGAACUACAACAGUUGAAGAAACCACAACAGAGACUAUUCCAUCUACAUCCACAACGCCACCUAAAGUUGUCACCACUGGCCCAACUACAUCUUCUACAACUUAUAUAAUUGUAACUUCAAGUCCAACAUCACAGCCUUCAACAACAAGUACAGAAACAACAGAGCCAGUUGUCAUCACAGGCACAUUAUCAACAACAACUCCUUCAGCAUCGCCACAAGUGAUUAUUACACCUACAUCACAAGCAGUCACCACCAGCCAGUGCAUUUGCAAUGUUAAUGGGACACAGUAUCUACCAGGGAACCUAGUGUAUAAUGUGACCGAUGCUUCAGGGUGGUGCUUCACAGCUUACUGCAAAGCAACGUGCCAAGUUGAAGUGGAAUCAAAUCCAUGUCCUUCCUCUACACCACCCACUGUAUCACCCACAACAUCAGAAGAGACCACGACCACACCACCAACAACCCAAUCCUCGCCAGACUGCACUAGCGUUCAGCCACCAAAAAAGAAUGGAGAAUCUUGGCAGCUGAAUAGCUGUACCACAGCAAUUUGCCAGGACGGCAUUGUUGUCCAGCUACCAGUAAAAUGCAAGCCAGUGGAGCCACUACAGUGUGAGAAUGGUCGUCCACCUGUCAAGGUCUAUGAUUCAACUGGAUGCUGCUUUACGUAUGAAUGUGAAUGUGUAUGCAGUGGAUGGGGUGGAUCUCACUACAUGACAUUUGAUGGAGUAUAUUACAAUUUCCAGGAGAACUGCUCAUACACCUUAGUGAAAGAAAUCAACUUCAAAUACAACCUUACCAUUAUUGUUGAUAAUCACUACUGUGGAAACGCAGACAGUGGAUUCUGUCCUCAGUCCCUUAUCAUUCAUUACAAAUCCUAUGAAGUGAUUCUAACCCAGCAGAGAUCUGGUGACACAACAGAAAAUGUGGUAUAUGUCAACAGUAAACGAAUCUACCCAGCUUACAGAAUGGGUGACAUUGCUCUAACAAGUACUGGUGUGGAAGUCGUGUUGGAGAUCACUGAUCUUAAGGUUCAGGUGUCUUACAAGGGGUCAUCAUUUAGCAUCAACCUUCCUUAUUCCCUCUUCCAAAGCAGCACAGAGGGCCAGUGUGGUACCUGUGAUAAUUCCCAGAAGAAUGACUGCCAGUCACCUAAUGGUCAGAUACAGAGCUGCUCAGUCGCAGCUAGCCAGUGGCUGAUUCCAAACCAGGACUGUCCAACUCCUCCAACAGCACCACCCUCUACCACCAUGGCAACCCCAAGCACAUCCCCUACCCCCUGCAAGACAGUCAUUUGUGAAAUCAUGAACAGCAAGGUCUUUGAGGAAUGCCAUAAAGCGGUUUCUCCUGAUGCCUUCAUUCAGGCCUGUAGAUCAGAUGUCUGCAACAAUGCUAUUUCUAGCUGCUCUAGUCUGGAGGCGUAUGCAUCUGAAUGUGCAAAUAAAGGCAUCUGCAUUGAUUGGAGGAAGUCAACCGAUGGAGAAUGUGAGCAUACAUGCCCAGCCACUAAGGUGUACAUGCCAUGUGGUCCAGCAGUUGAACCAACAUGUAAUACAAAAUAUAAUGAGAAGUAUUUGAACAACCAAACCCAAAUGACCAAUAAGACGAAGGAGGGUUGCUUCUGUCCAUCUAAAACCGUCUUGUUCAGCACCUACUCUGAUACUUGUGUGGUCUCCUGUGGCUGCACUGGACCUGAUGGCAACCCCAAAAUGCCUGGUGAUACAUGGGAGAGUGGUUGCCAGCAGUGCACCUGUGACAUGGACUCCAUGAUUGUCCAGUGCCAGCCUAUCACCUGCCCCACACCAGCCACACCCAUCUGCAAUGAGACUGGAUACAGACUGGUGAACAAGACAGAAGGCUGCUGCCAGAAAUAUACAUGUGAGUGCGAUGCACUGCUUUGCCCCAAAGUCAUGAUGGACUGCCAACCAGGGUGGGAGGCAAUUAUAAGCACGUCCAUCUCAAGUUGCUGUCCAGAGUAUACCUGUGUUCCUAAGGGUGUAUGUGUCUACAAUAACAUUGAGUACCAGCCUGGUGCUGAAGUUCCUGAAGGAACUUGUGAGAAUUGUAUCUGCAGCUCGACCAUGGAUCCUAGCACCAAGCUCAACAACAUUGUGUGCACAAAUAUCUCCUGCAACACUACAUGUUCACAGGGCUUCCAGUAUCAGGCCAUACCUGGUCAGUGUUGUGGGAAGUGUGUACAAACAAGCUGUGUGGUUACUAUGCCAGAUAAGACCAAACACACUAUUCAGGUGAAUGAAACGUGGUCACCACCUGGUGACAAAUGUGUGAAGUACACAUGUGAGAAACCUGGUGGCCAAUAUAUACCAGGGGAGGUGAAGACUGUGUGCCCUGCAUUCAGCCCAGAGAACUGUGUCCCAGGCACAGAAAAGACAGACGCAAAUGGAUGCUGCAAGACCUGCACAGAACGUAGCAAUGUCUGUGAGAUGAAGUACACCACCACUAGCAUUGUCAUCAGUGGCUGUGCGACCUCUGAGCCUGUGGAGAUCAAUUCCUGCUCAGGAAACUGUGGAACCUCUUCUAUGUACUCAGCAGAGGCGAACACCAUGAUGCACUACUGCUCCUGCUGCCAAGAGGCGACCACUAGCCAGAAAGAGGUGGAGCUGAUGUGCCCUGAUGGAUCAAAGGUCAAGCACUCCUACAUCCACGUUGAGUCGUGUGGAUGUCAUGUCACAGACUGUGAUGCAGGCACGACCACCGCCCCGGGGACAACGAGACCGCGCAGGAGGAGGCGCUAAACGUCUAGGGAGACAACAUGCACACUGACAUAGGAAUUAUCCUCAUGACAAGGAGUGUUAAGUCCAAAUUUGUUUUCUUGUUACGUUUUAAUUAAAUCUGUCAUGACAGUGUAUUUCUACAAUCGGCAGCACUUAGCAUUAUGUUCUUAUACCUUCAUUGUAAAAUUCAUGUAUUUUCUAUGAUAAAUGUGGUGGAGAAUCUCUUUUCUCAUUUGUAGUAAUUAAUAAACAACAGCAGCAUCA
Messenger RNA from Oncorhynchus gorbuscha (pink salmon), 9777 nucleotides. RefSeq names its product mucin-5AC-like. Gene Ontology annotation, cellular component: extracellular matrix. Lineage: Eukaryota; Metazoa; Chordata; Actinopteri; Salmoniformes; Salmonidae. Gene Ontology annotation, molecular function: protein binding. The record is from RefSeq and is a predicted model, not a curated record.